Messenger RNA from Zingiber officinale, 453 nucleotides. RefSeq names its product glutathione S-transferase 3-like. The transcript has a single exon. Gene Ontology annotation, biological process: glutathione metabolic process. NCBI's taxonomy places the organism in Eukaryota, Viridiplantae, Streptophyta, Magnoliopsida, Zingiberales, Zingiberaceae. Gene Ontology annotation, cellular component: cytoplasm. Gene Ontology annotation, molecular function: glutathione transferase activity. The record is from RefSeq and is a predicted model, not a curated record. Bases 1 to 342 code for a protein of 113 amino acids.
AUGGCAGAGGCGGUGGUGUUGCUGGAUCUGUGGGUGAGUCCUUUCGGGCAGCGUUGCCGGAUCGCGCUGGCGGAGAAGGGGGUGGUGUACGAGUACAAGGAGCAGGACUUGAGCAACAAGAGCCCGCUGCUGCUGCAAGCCAACCCCACCCACAAGAAGAUCCCUGUCCUCAUCCACGACGGCAAGCCAGUGUGCGAAUCGCUCAUCAUCGUGCAGUACAUCGACGAGGUGUGGUCCGAUGGUGCACCGCUUCUGCCGGCGGACCCCUACGCCUGCGCCCAGGCGCGCUUCUGGGGCGACUUCAUUGACAAAAAGGUAUUGCUAUGCCCGCCACCUAUUUGAUUAUUGGUUGUAUAGAAUAAGCCUAGUUUUACCUUGCUAAUUCGACUGGGUCACCGUACGUUAGACUCGAUAGCAGAGGAGGUAGCUGCUAAGGAGGCUCUAAGCUUCUAA